AUGAAUGGUCUCCUGCAUGAGGAGAAGUUUAGUACACCAAUGCCUUGGAUUGGCAUGUAUGUAGCAGCAGCAUCCUUUGCCUGCCUAAUUGCAAUGGCAGCAGAUAUAAUCCUCGGCUUCCGGCACCAUAAACUCUGGUUCCCUUGCAAGUUCUUCUCCAUCAAUGCCACUUCUCUGACCUUGAUAGGUGUGGCAAUGAAAUUGUCAGUGGAUCUAAACACUCCCAUGCCCAACCGCCACGAUCAGCUCGCAAAGCUCAGCAGCUCUGUCUUGAUCUGCACAGCAAUGGGAAACUCCAUGCCUUCUCUUGGAGCCAUGGAGAAUGAAGAGAUGUUCAUGAAUGUAAUUGCUUUGGGAAUUUUAGUCAUUACCCUUAUUGUCAACAUCUGCAUCCAAUUAGCCACUGGAGCAAUCUUUGUGUUCUGGAAGGAGCAUGCUUCAAUUAUGUUCAUCAUGCUUGUUUUGCUCCUCAUGUUGAUUUUUUCUGCUUUAUCUGUUCCUACCACCAAAAGUUAUUUAGAAAAAGGGUACAAGAAAAGGUACCAGUUGUCCCAUGAAGAAUGCAAAAAUGCAAGUUUCAGAAGAGAGGUCUACAGACUCAAGGAGACAUUGACUAAACUCUGGGUGAUGGCUCACACCUCUAGCCCCCAAUUUGUGAUGGGCCGUUCGGUGACAUGCACUGCUUCUGGAGCUUUCUGUCUUUUUGGUGCCAUGAUUUUGGCAGAAGCCAUGCUUAGAACAUACUUGAUGCCCUGGUCGAUAAAGUUUUGCACCGGCGAAUCAGACUACAAAUUGACAACCGCUUUGAUCCUAUUUACACAGACUAUUGCAGUAGGAGUUGGUACCAUUGCUCCAGCAUUUAGAUGGUUCAUGGCGAUAAAUUUCAAGUGCCCGAUAAGAGGAAACAUGAGCUGCAAAAAGGAAUUUGAAAUUGAAAGGUACUGGAUUCAGGGACUGAUGGACUUGCAGAAGUGUCCAUUAAACUUUAGAAUCCAAAACAGGCACUGCAGGAAACUUGCUCAUCAAGCAAGGAACAAGCUCUUGGACUUAUGUAUUGCAAUGCAGAAGGGGAUUGUCCUAUUGAGUAAAGUGAUCCGAUUCAUUUCCAUUUUCUUUGUAAGUCGGCUCUUUUUACUCCACGACAUCUUCAAACAGUGGAAGAUCAAGAAGUUUGAAUUCGACACUGGACCAGAGUUACAGCAAAACCAAAGGCAAGAUCUUAGCGAUUACGUUUUGUAUCUUCAAGGUGAGGAUGCAUUGGUUCAUUUCAUGAUGAAUACAAAUUGCGAUGCUACUAAUCAUUGGAUUCAGAAAGGAAAGAAAGAAGAGCCCAAAUAUCUCAUCAAGCUCUUGGAGAACUCAACAGCCUCACAAGGAUUCAAAGGAGUGGCAGAGUUUGACAGUGACCAAGUUCCCUCUCUAGACUGUGAAGAGCCUCCAAAUUGUUGGGCUCUUCCUGUUGUGACACUAACAAGUAUUGCUGUUGCACUUCCAAACAUCAGCAGUGGUUCAAUGAAAAAUCUGAUACACGGCGUAAACGAGGGGCUCACGUACAUGAGUCUCAUUGAGAAGCAGCUGGAUAGCAAAGGAGAUCUUGCCAACAUCAGAAAGGCAGCAGAUAUUGUGUGGCUAAAAGUUGAUCUAUAUCACACAUGGCUAGAUGUGGAUCUUGGGAAAGUGUCACUUCAGGGAAAGAGCCCAAAGGAAACACUUGAAGGACUUUCAGAAACAGCAAAAUCCAUAUUUGAAGAAUCUAAAAAGAAGCAAAUUAGUAAAAAAAAUUGCUUAAGAGAUAGCCCCUCAAAAUGGUCAAUCAAGGAAUUGGCUGCUCAUUCCAUGUACAGAGUAUGCCAAACCCUUCUGCUAAAUUGUGAAGACAGCAGCAGAAACGAGACAGAUGAAAGAUUAUUUGAGGCCUUGGUUGUCAUGAUCUCUGACAUAAUGGGUGCAUGUAUCACUAAUUUACCGCAAUCUGUGGCCAUCAGGUGUCUCAACAGCAAAAUCGAAGAGAGGGAGGAAAGUGUGAGGGAUGCAGUUUACAUUCUUGGUAAAACUGAGAAGAUUUUUAGCAUUGUGGACAAGGGAAUUCCUUCAAGUUUGGAUCAACACCAAAUGGAAAACAUUGAUGAGUGGCGUUUGUUACACAAACCCAAGAUCCCUUUGGUGGCCUGCACUUCAUUUCUAAUAUCAGAGAGUGACAAAGCCUCUUCUGCAGGUACAAGUGAUCAUUUCUACCUUACCAUGGACUGA
Molecule: messenger RNA, 2250 nt
Organism: Prunus persica (peach)
Lineage: Eukaryota; Viridiplantae; Streptophyta; Magnoliopsida; Rosales; Rosaceae
Exons: 1
Coding region: 1-2250 (749 amino acids)
Source: RefSeq, a predicted model, not a curated record